AUGGUAUCGGGACUGAGUACUGAAGAGGGCUUGGCCGGGGGCGAUUCUACGUCCUCAUGCCACAUGAUCACCACAACGAAAACUCACGGUGCCGGACUAGGAUGGCUCAGAGACGACAACAAGAGGAACAGCAUGUCCAGGUUCCAACACGGAAUUCCCAAGUUUCUUGUGCCCGGUUUUGUUGUGCAAUGCGGCCUUGUCCGACAGCGUCGCCAUCAAGGCAACCGACGGAACAGGCCGUUAGGAUUCGGGGAUGAAAAGCGCUCUGUGACUGGCCCCUUUCAACCGGCCAAGUUGAAACGCUGA
This is a messenger RNA of Colletotrichum higginsianum IMI 349063, 306 nucleotides long. RefSeq lists its product as uncharacterized. The record is from RefSeq and is a predicted model, not a curated record. The coding region runs from base 1 to 306 and encodes 101 amino acids. NCBI's taxonomy places the organism in Eukaryota, Fungi, Ascomycota, Sordariomycetes, Glomerellales, Glomerellaceae. The transcript has a single exon.